Molecule: messenger RNA, 3409 nt
Organism: Brassicogethes aeneus
Lineage: Eukaryota; Metazoa; Arthropoda; Insecta; Coleoptera; Nitidulidae
Source: the annotation of a GenBank genome assembly
UGGGCAGUGACGAUUCGUUACCCUAAAACAAAAUACGAGGACAAGCGGAAACUCCGGAAAGUUCCAGAAAAUUCCACCAAUUAUUUUGUAAUGUUGGUACUUUCAUUUCUGGGGACAAUGUUGCCGGAUUGUGCUUGACGUGACAUAAGAGGGACAUUUUUGUUGUAAAAUUAUUAAAAUUAAGAGUUUUGUGAUGUUUUCGGGGCUGGUUUGUGACAUAUAAAGUGUUUGUAAUGUUUUUUUGAUGUGUGAAGAAAGUUUUGCGGAGUUUUAAGUGUGUUUAACUAUAUUUAAAUUUUUGGUUUGGCAAUGGUGCGACGUGAGCAAUUUCCUCUUUCAGUGACUUGAGAAUUGACCGGCACGUUGUGUGCAAAAUCGUCGAUUGCGUGAAGACGAACGUUUGUAAAUCAUUCCAGGCUGCAUUUAUCGUUUAUUGAGGCUGCAAAGCGCGUAUUUAUUUUAACGUUUAACGAUUUAAAAAGCGAAUAAUUUCACAAUGGCCGCAAUGUCAGUUAUUGGUAUCGACCUGGGAAACGAAAAUUGUUAUGUGGCCGUCGCAAAAGCCGGAGGCAUCGAAACUAUCGCAAACGAUUACAGUUUAAGGGCCACACCACUAUGCGUUGCAUUUUCUGGAAAAAACCGUGUGCUUGGUGUAGCUGCCAAAAACCAACAAGUCACCAACAUGAAAAACACUGUGUAUGGCUUAAAAAGACUGCUUGGCCGGAAGUUUCGGGACCCACAUGUCCAAAAGGAAAUACAAUCAAUGCCAUUCAAUGUUAUAGAAGUUGCAAAUGGCAACAUUGGAAUCAAAGUUAACUAUUUGAAUGAAGAGCAUGUUUUCUCGCCCGAACAGUGUUUGGCCAUGUGUCUCACCAAACUCAAGGAUACUGCAACGACUGCCUUGCAAACGCCCAUCAACGAUUGUGUCAUUUCUGUACCAUCUUAUUUCACUAAUAAUGAGAGGAUGGCUCUGCUGGAUUCUGCAGCCAUUGCAGGCUUGAACGUUUUGCGUCUUUUCAACGAAACCACCGCAACUGCUUUGUCUUACGGCAUCUACAAGCAAGAUCUGCCCGCCCCGGAAGAAAAACCCCGUAACGUUGUGUUCGUCGACUGCGGUCACUCUGCGCUGCAGGUGUUCGCCGUCGCUUUCCACAAGGGCAAGUUGCGCAUGCUUGCCACAGCCGCCGAUGCCAAUUUGGGCGGUCGCGAUUUUGAUUUGCUGCUCGCCAAUCACUUUGCGCACGAGUUCCAGGGCAGAUACAAGAUCGACGCCAAGUCUAACGCCAGGGCGUUUUUGAGAUUGUUAGCGGAAGUGGAAAAACUCAAAAAACAAAUGUCGGCCAACUCCACGACCCUCCCUCUGAACAUCGAAUGCUUCAUGGAGGACAAAGACGUGCACGGAGAACUCAAAAGAUCCGACAUGGAACAAAUGGCCGGCGGUCUGUUGGUCCGAGUGGAAGAAACCCUAAAAAAAUGCUUGGAAAACUCGAGCUUGAGUUUGGACGACGUUCACUCCGUAGAAAUUGUCGGUGGAUCCUCGAGAAUCCCUUCGAUAAAGCAGUUGAUUGAGAAAGUGUUCAAGAAAACGCCGAGUACAACUUUAAAUCAGGACGAGGCUGUCAGCAGAGGUUGCGCAUUGCAGUGCGCAAUGCUUUCGCCGUCUAUCAGAGUCAGGGAAUUCAGCGUUACCGAUGUGCAGACUUAUCCUAUUUCUGUAUAUUGGGACGCCAGUCCCAGUGGCGAGGCCGCAGGGGAGGUGGAAGUUUUCCCCGUGAACCAUGCAGUGCCGUACUCGAAAAUUUUGACGCUUUACAGACAGGAACCGUUUUCUAUUAAAGCGCAAUACAGCGGAAAUGUGCCUUACCCGGAUAAAAAUAUUGGCACAUGGAUCGUGAAAGACAUAAAACCAAACACGGACGGCAAAGCGCAAAAGGUGAAGGUAAAAGUGCGCGUCAACUUGCACGGCAUCAUGACGGUAUCCAGCGCCUCGCUGUACGAGGCCAAGGACGCCAGUCCGGACACGGACGGCUCGUUGACCACCGCCGACGAGCAGCAGCAGCAGCAGCAGCAGCAAGCGCCGGCCAAGGAGGGCGGACAGGAGGCCGAAGCGCCGCAGGACGGCGCCACUGCCAACCAAGAGGGCGCGAAGGACGGCGGUGCGCACGCGCAGAACGGCUCGGGCGCUGCUGAGGUAGGCUCCGGCACAAGCUGGACGAAGAAAAUAUCCGGCUGGUUCGGCGGGGAAGACAAAGACAAAAAGAAAAAACAGGUCGUAAAAGCCGUAGACUUGCCUUUAGAAGUGCUAACUUAUGGUUUUUCCCAAGUCGAAAUUAACCAAUUUACCGAGCAGGAAUUCAAAAUGAUCGCUUGCGAUAGGCAGGAAAAAGAACGCGCCGACGCUAGAAACGCUCUAGAAGAAUACGUGUACGAAUUACGUAGCAAAAUCUCUUCUGACGAUGAAUUAGGUUUGUACGUUUUGGAAGGUGACAGAGACAAUUUGGUGAGGCAGCUGGACGAAAUGGAGAAUUGGCUUUACGAGGACGGUGAAGAUUGCAGCAGGCAGCUCUACAUGGACAAACUGACCGAAUUGAAACAGAAAGGCGAGCCUAUUCAAACUAGAAAAAUCGAAUGCGAACUGAGACCGGUCGUAAUUGAAGAUUUCGCCAAAUCUUUGCAGAUGUGUCAAAAAGCUCUUGACAUGAUCAAGGAAAACAAUCCAAAAUACGCCCAUCUUUCCAACGACGAAGUAAAAACUGUGGAGCAAAGUUUCCAAAAUUCGUUUCAAUGGUUGCAACAGGCUAGAACGAAAACCAUAAGCGCGCCUAAGCAUUUACCUCCACCAAUCACCGUCGCGCAAAUCAGACAAGAGCGUUCCGCAUUCGAUAACGCAGUCAACGCCAUAUUGAGUAAACCGGCACCCAAAGCGCCCUCUCCCCCCAAAGAGGAUAAGCAGGCGGGAGACAACAGUCAGGCGAAGGCCGAGGACCAGCAGCAGGGUAACCAAGACAGUACUAAAAAUCCACAGCAGGAAAACAUGGAUUGGUCGUCCACAUAAUUUAGAUAAUUUAAUUAAUUAUUAACAAAUUAAUAUUUAAUCUAAUCUAUCUUAUAGGUCACACCUGACUGUUCCCCCCUUACACCUAAAUAUAAAUAAUUUGAUUGAUGAUCAUUUAACAGCCAGGCUUAGUUUUUUAUUAUUUGUAAACUGUAUAGUGUUAUUGUCACUAUUUCAGUACCCAAACUAAUUUAAGUUUCUUUUUUUUAACUUAUAUUUUUUGCUUUGUCUCGAUUAUGCACAAAUGUUAAAUUCGUAGUAACCAGGCUGUACUUUAAUAGCUUCAUUCCAAAUUAUUUACAAUGUUGUACAUUUUUUAAAUUAUGUUUAAAAAAUACAGAUGUCAAAAACUUU